UGUUUACAGUUGGAUGAUCCGUUGAAAUAUGAACAAAACAUUCAAAUGUCUAAAAGUAGAGAUGGCAAUAACAUGGCUGAUGCUUCUGCUUGCUUGCUUUGUGUCGUUUGCAAAGUUACAAUACAUUCAUUACCCUAAAGAUAAAUGCGAAGACAAUUUCAACAAUCCUGAACUACUUAACGUGUUUAAGGACGAAUUUCAUGAUCUUAGAUUGAAAAUAGACAAACUUCAGGAGGACAAUCUUCAACUGAGAGAAAUGCUAACAAAAUCAGAAAAAAAGUUUCCCACAUCAUGUUCAGAUGCAAUUGAUGAAUUCCAACCAGGAUUUACUCUAACGUUUGCAGCACAAACAAUUACAACCAAAGAAACGCCCUUAAAGAUUGGAAACAUUAUAUCUAAUUAUGGAUCUAUUCUUACCGAGAACAAUGAAUUUGUUAUUUGCAGGGAUGGGGUAUACGAGUUUUUGCUUCACCUGGUCACCGAAUCAAGCGAGAACGGGGCGUGGAUUUACAAAAACAAUAAACCGAUGACAUUAGUUUGGCAGAGUGGACCUGUAAAUGUGACUGGCGUAGUUUCGGGUACAACUUCUUCUGUUGUUGAACUGUUCGCUGGAGACUCUAUAUCUAUUCGGUCUUAUCGGGGCGAUCUGCGUGUUUCUGGAUUUUCUGCAUGGUCUGGGCACAUAGUAUCAAAUCUAUUUUAUAAAGCAUCCGUUUUGGUUGUCACGCUUCAACUCCCUGAUUAUUCUUCAUUUGCAUUCGGUCGACACAUAAUCACUAAGAUAGGAAUUACUCCUUGACAGGGGAUUUUAUAUGUUCUGAGACAGGUCUCUAUAAAAUCAAUUUACAUGCAACAAUUAAGUCCAAUAACACUAUAUAUGCAUCGGUUAGCAAGGCAGAUGCGAAGAUAUUCUUAUAUUCACAAGAUGUUUAUACUUCCUUUACAUCAUCGUCCUUGACAUCAAUAAUAAAUCUAACAAAAGGCAGUCGAUUAGAUGUUUAUAUUUCUAAUGUACUGAAUGAGAUUGAGUUUAGUAACUCAUCUGUCUUUUCUUUUUAUUCACUUAACAGAACAGGCAAAAGUGAUAUCGCGUUCACUUGCACACAAUUACGCAAAAUUGAAAAUAGGAUAGCAUGUCCAAAUUCAACAAAAGAAUUCAAUGCAUCGGGAUACAUGACUUGUACCAUGAAAGGGUUGUACUUUUUUAGCAUAGAUAUUAUUGCCAGGAGUAGUACCUUGAAUACUGGUGUACAAAUUUACAAAAACGAUAUUCCUCUAACGACUGCUGCGUUUGGAAUUAAUGUAGACAAAGCUAUUUAUCAAACAGCAUCCACCUCUGUGGUUAUUAAACUGAAUGUAGGGGAUCAUAUAAGCUUUCAAAAAACAGGCCAAAUAGAACGAAUUUCCGAAGACUCAAAUAUUUCGGGAUAUAGGAUAUCCUUGUAAGCCCUUUAUAAUGAAUUCUAUGUAUCCGAUAUAGGAUCAAAUCAUAGCAGUUGAAUUUAUAAGUCAUGAAUUUAUCAGAUUG
Saccostrea cuccullata (small rock oyster) is the source of this 1528-nucleotide messenger RNA. RefSeq lists its product as uncharacterized. Lineage: Eukaryota; Metazoa; Mollusca; Bivalvia; Ostreida; Ostreidae. The record is from RefSeq and is a predicted model, not a curated record. Bases 29 to 799 code for a protein of 256 amino acids. Gene Ontology annotation, molecular function: protein binding. The transcript is spliced from 2 exons.